Hemicordylus capensis (graceful crag lizard) is the source of this 957-nucleotide messenger RNA. Its product is annotated as olfactory receptor 1102-like. Gene Ontology annotation, biological process: sensory perception of smell; G protein-coupled receptor signaling pathway. The record is from RefSeq and is a predicted model, not a curated record. Lineage: Eukaryota; Metazoa; Chordata; Lepidosauria; Squamata; Cordylidae. Gene Ontology annotation, molecular function: olfactory receptor activity; odorant binding; G protein-coupled receptor activity. The transcript has a single exon. The coding region runs from base 7 to 957 and encodes 316 amino acids. Gene Ontology annotation, cellular component: membrane.
GGUAUAAUGCCUGAAGAAAACAGCACCAUAGUGUUUGAUGAAUUUGUAUUGGUAGGGUUAACAAGCAAUCCUACACUGCAGAUCAUCCUCUUUUUUGUGUUUCUAGCUAUUUAUGUGAUCACCUUGGUUGAAAAUCUGGGACUGAUUGCCUUAAUAAGGGUCAGUCCCUGGCUCCAGACCCCAAUGUACUUCUUUCUCAGCAACCUCUCCUUCUUGGAUAUGUGCUUCUCCUCUGUGUUUGCGCCAAAGUCAUUAAUGAACUUUGUAGCAGAUAAAAAAUCCAUUUCUCUGACUGGAUGUGCAAUACAGAUGUACUUUUUAAUAGGGCUGGGGAGCACAGAGUGCUUCCUUCUGGCUGCAAUGGCAUACGAUCGCUAUGUAGCUAUCUGUAAACCCUUGCUGUAUCAUGUUCUAAUGUCCCCUAAAAUCUGUGUUCUUUUGGUGUUUGGGUCAUAUAUACUUGGGCUCUUCCAUUCUCUUCUUCAUACAGUCUUCACUUUCAAACUGUCAUUCUGUGGGUCCAAUGAGAUCAAUCAUUUUUUCUGUGAUAUCUCUGCACUUUUAUCACUCUCCUGUUCUGAUACCCAUGUCAAUGAGCUCCUGAUUUUCUAUGUUGCUGGUCUUGUAGAAGUAACCACCAUUGUGAGUGUCUUGAUUUCAUAUGCAUAUAUUCUCAUCAACAUUGUGAGGAUCAGUUCGGCUGCAGGCAGGCUUAAAGCCUUCUCCACAUGCACUGCCCACCUGACUGCAGUCACUAUCUUUCAUGGGGCAAUUCUCAUUUUGCAUUUCCGACCAGAAUCUAGCAGCGGCUCUUCUGUCCAAGAUGUGAGUGACAAAGUUCUUGCUGUGUUCUACACAACUGUCAUCCCCUUGCUGAACCCCUUGAUUUACAGCCUGAGGAACAAGGAGGUGAAAGAUGCCUUCCUUGCUAUUCAGAGGAAAUUAUGUGACAAAUGA